GCUUUGUGGCACAAGAAUGGAGGCUCUCGGCGGGGAAACGCAUCUUUACAUGCCUUGAAAUGUAAUUUCCCAUGGACACCGUUUACCUUUUUCAUUUCUGUGCCACCCGCGGGGACGAGGAAAUAAAAAAUAAGCCAUACACUGGAGUAAGACGACCACACGAGGACUUGUCCAACGAGAGCAAAUGAGAGGUGUGCUCUUACACUGGCCCUCUGUAUGAAGGAAGUACUCAUCAUUCAUAUGACUCCACAGUGAAGCUUCACCUCAACACUCAGCAUCCUCACCUCUCACAAAGCCACCUUCCAUGAGAUACCUACAGUGUAUAUAAUAAAGACAGCAUACAAACAGUGCCACCAUGGAGGAGCAACAGGAGGAGGCAGACGGUGCAUAUGUGGAGCACCAGUAUAUGUGCAGUGAGUGCCACCAGCUCUUCAACACCCUCGAGGAAGUUUUAAUCCACCAGCAGAUCCACACUGGCCAAGAGGGUGAUGGAGAAAUGGAGGUGGCCAUCCAGGGCGUCCCAGCUGUGGAGCAGACCCAGCACUACCAGUGUCUGGAGUGUGGGACACUCAUCAUAAACCCUGAGGAGCUGCUGCAGCAUCAGGAGAUGCACAUGAGGGAGGCUGGGAUGCAGAUGGAGCAACAAGAGGUCCUGCAGACGGGAGAAGCCAGGUCAGGGGCUCAUGUGUCAGGAGCGGUCCAGUACCAGUGUCUCGACUGUCUGGCUUUGUUCAACUCACCUGAGACCUGGUUGGAGCACCGACGGACCCACAACAGGAGCAGCACACACAGUAACACAGAACCCACAGAGUAUGUGUUGCAGCCUGAUGGCACCGUCACUCCACUCAGCAGUAUGCAGAACUAUCUGUUGAGUGAGCAGCAGGCUGGGGAGAUACUGGCACAGGUACUUGCCCAGCAGCAACAGCAACAACAA
This is a messenger RNA of Solea senegalensis (Senegalese sole), 934 nucleotides long. RefSeq names its product zinc finger protein 574-like. Gene Ontology annotation, biological process: regulation of transcription by RNA polymerase II. Gene Ontology annotation, molecular function: RNA polymerase II cis-regulatory region sequence-specific DNA binding; DNA-binding transcription factor activity, RNA polymerase II-specific. Lineage: Eukaryota; Metazoa; Chordata; Actinopteri; Pleuronectiformes; Soleidae. The transcript is spliced from 5 exons. The annotation marks the transcript as partial. The record is from RefSeq and is a predicted model, not a curated record.